GGUGGUUCAUACGCCUCAAUCUAUGAUGCAUACACCGCAGCUACAACAACAGUUGGUUCAAACUCCGGUGCAGACUCCGCAACAGCAUCAGUCUUUAGCUUCUCAUUUCCAUCUCUAUCCGAUGGUGGAGAAAUUAGCCGAUGUGAUCGAAAAUGGAACACGAGAUCAGAAUUCUGAUGCACUGGUGACUGAAUUGAAUAGCCAUUUCGACAAGUGUCAACAGUUGUUGAAUUCGAUUUCAGGAUCACUAGGAUCUAAAACUAUGACUGUUGAUGGCCAAAAGAGAAAUGUUGAAGAAAGUGAGCAAUUGCUUCAACAAAGAAGGGAUUUAAUUGUGGAGUAUAGGAAAUCUAUUGAAGAGAUUGUGAAGAUCGAGCCUUAGUUCCCAUGUUUUGAUUCAGCAAUUGUUUAGCUACUUGGGACCAAUAAUUGUUAUCAAUAAACCAAUCUUGAUUCACAUAAUAAGGAGAAUGUGGUUUUCUUCAAGAAAAUUCGUUUUCAUCAGAUCACAAUGCAUCAUGUGUUUUGUCUGCAUCAAACCAAACCGCCGUUUUUGGGUUUUGCUCUAGUCAUUUCCGUGUUGUUGGAAAUGGUUUCUGUUGAAGGUAGUAAGCUUGAUGAAGACGCCCUUGUAACCUUGAAUUGAGCUUGAGGGUUACUAUUCUCGGAUGGAGCUUAUCCCUCUUCCGCAAGUUUUCUGGGCAGAUUCAUCACGGUGGUAAGAAACUUGGAUGAUAACG
Molecule: messenger RNA, 740 nt
Organism: Arabidopsis arenosa
Lineage: Eukaryota; Viridiplantae; Streptophyta; Magnoliopsida; Brassicales; Brassicaceae
Source: the annotation of a GenBank genome assembly